Staurois parvus is the source of this 290-nucleotide messenger RNA. The record is from the annotation of a GenBank genome assembly. NCBI's taxonomy places the organism in Eukaryota, Metazoa, Chordata, Amphibia, Anura, Ranidae.
AGUACCGUAUUUUUCGCUUCAUAAGACGGACCUGACCAUAAGACGCACCUAGGUUUUAGAGGCUGAAAACAGGAAAAAAAAAUAUUCUGAACUAAUGGACUGCAGACAUAGUACAGGAGAUGACCAGAGACUGUGGACAGUACAGGAGAUGACCAGAGACUGCGGACACAGCACAGGGAUGACCAGAGACUGCGGACACAGUACAGGAGAUGACCAGAGAGACUGCGGACACAGUACAGGAGAUGACCAGAGACUGCGGACACAGUACAGGAGAUGACCAGAGACUGCGG